Molecule: messenger RNA, 969 nt
Organism: Apodemus sylvaticus (European woodmouse)
Lineage: Eukaryota; Metazoa; Chordata; Mammalia; Rodentia; Muridae
Product: olfactory receptor 10AG1-like
Exons: 1
Coding region: 1-969 (322 amino acids)
Biological process (GO): G protein-coupled receptor signaling pathway
Cellular component (GO): membrane
Molecular function (GO): olfactory receptor activity; G protein-coupled receptor activity
Source: RefSeq, a predicted model, not a curated record
AUGGAACACUCAGACAACUGUACCACGGAUAAUGCAACUUCAGUGACACAGUUUCUCUUACUGGGGUUCUCUGAUUUUCCUAAUCUGCAAACAUUUCUGUUUGGAAUGUUUUCCAUAAUGUAUGUGGUUAUCUUAAUAGGAAACAGCUUUAUACUCGUCAUAGCUAGAGUUGAUCCUGCACUACAAAAACCCAUGUAUUAUUUCCUGGCCAAUUUUUCAUUUCUGGAAAUUUGUUAUGUAUCAGUCACCCUUCCCAGAAUUCUCUACAAUCUUUGGACACAAGAUAGAAGAAUUAGUCUUCUGGCCUGUGCUAUUCAAAUGUUUUUCUUCCUAAUUCUGGGAGCUACUGAGUGUUUUCUGCUGGCCGUGAUGUCCUAUGACCGCUAUGUGGCCAUCUGCAACCCUCUGCACUAUCCUCUGGUCAUGAACCCAACAAAGUGCACUCAACUGGCAGCAGGCUCCUGGCUUGGAGGCAUCCCAGUCCAGAUAGGACAAACUUGUCGAAUAUUCUCUCUACAUUUCUGCAAUUCUAAUAUAAUAGAGCACUUCUUCUGUGAUGUUCCCCCAAUUCUCAAGAUGGCCUGUGGGGACACUUCAAUGCAUGAGCUCUCUGUAUAUUUAGUGGCUUUGUUUUUUGUUGCCUCCCCUUUUAUGUUGAUACUUGCCUCCUAUAGCAAAAUCAUUGCCACCAUUCUAAAGUUGCCAACAGCCACAGGACAGGCAAAAGCUUUCUCGACUUGUUCUUCACAUCUGGUGGUAGUGGUUUUAUUUUUUGGAUCAGCUACCAUUAACUACUUGAGGCCAAAGUCCAUUCAUUCUGUAGGAACUGAUGAACUACUCUCUCUGUUUUACACAAUUGUGACCCCCAUGUUCAACCCCCUUAUAUACAGCCUCAGGAACAAGGAUGUGAUUGCAGCAUUAAGAAGGCUUUCACUUAAAAUUUACAGCCAUCCACUUAGGUACAACUGA